AAGUCUCCAGUCCCAGCUGCAGCUCUCCAGCCAUGUCUUGAUCUCAGGUGGGACCCUUAGACUGGAUUCCGGCCGUGCCAGAAGGCAGAGGAAUUGCCUGGUGGCACAGGGCGAGCACCUACAGGGUGUGAGCUCUGCCCUGGCUCAGCUCUGGGUUUGGUGUGGAGCUGCACAGGGCUCUGCGUGCUGGGAAAUGUCUCUGGAGCAUCCAGCGCUCCACACUGGGUCUGGAAUUUCUAAGCUGAUCCUCUCUGGUUCAGAAGUGUUCUGUCUGCUGGUCUCCAGGACAGCCCUGUCCAUCUGUGGGAGGUCUUGCUGCUGCCUUCCUGCACCACAGCAUGGUGCGGGACAACUCUUGGUGCGGUUGGUGCAGCUGAAUGGGGCAGUGGAGAAGAAUGGUUCUCUGCUCCACCAGAAACUGCUGGGAGGGGAGUGACAGGAUCUCCGUUAAUGUCAGUUUGUGGUCAGGGUGUGAGACAGCUCAUAGGGUGCAGGAAUUUCUGCAGGAAUUCUGACCGUUUGAGUGGGCCACAGGGAGCGUUCACAGAAAGGAGGGGAAUUUUUUUAAGCAUGAAGGUGAGGUGAGAGUGAUGAGGCCCCUGGUGAACAAUGUCCAGGUAUCCCUGGUCUCAGGUGAGGCUCCUGCUGCGUGUCAUGCUGGUGGGGCAGACACUGGGAUAUAAAGAGCGUCUGGAAAACCAGCCUGUUCGUGCUCACAGAAAUCCAUGGGGACAUUGAUGGAAAAUUAGACUUCCCAUUCCCUUCCCUGUGAGCAUUUAACCAUGGUUUCUCUUUCUCCUUCUAGGGAAACACUGAGGUUCUGCAGCAUGGCUUUACGUUUCCGUGAUGUUCUGUUCUAUGCCGUUCCUGGAGCGGUGGGACUUCUUGGGUGCUGGUGGAUCUACUCCCGUAUGAAGAAAAAAGCACUAAGCCCUAAGGAAGGGCAGGAGGAGAAAGUGCAGGAGAAAGAUCCUCAUAGCCUGCCCAUCUCGGCGAAGGAGGAAUGCCGAGAGAAAGAAACCUCGGCCUCUGUGCUGCCAGCAGGGGCAACAAUGCCCGUUACCUCUCCAGAGAAGUGGGAAGCCUGGGAGAAGGAGCUGAUGGAGAAGGAGGCCAGGCUGGCUCAGCGAGAGCAGCAGCUCCAGAGAUGGUGGCAGGAUCUGGAGCGCGAGCGCAAGGAGCUGGAGCUGGAGAAGGCCUCCCUCCAACUCAAAGGCCAGAGCCAGAUUCCCAAUCCACUGAAGAAACUCACAAGAGUCCUCACCCAGUCUGGGGCCACUGAGUCCUCCAAGGAGAAGAGCCCUGCUCGUCCUCAGCAAGGCCACAUAGAUUCAGAACCGUCUGUCUCCCCAAAACGGAACACUCUCCUAAUGACACUGAAAGAGAAAAGCCCUUUCCGUUCUCCUGAUAAAACCAAAUCGAUGGACCAGGCUGCUGAGGAAGAGCCCAGAUGCGAGAAUGCUCCUUCAGUUCAGCCAAAACCAAGGAGAAGGAGUAGGAGAGGGAAACAAAAGGAGGACUGUUAA
Messenger RNA from Cuculus canorus (common cuckoo), 1526 nucleotides. RefSeq names its product A-kinase anchor protein 13-like. Bases 783 to 1526 code for a protein of 247 amino acids. NCBI's taxonomy places the organism in Eukaryota, Metazoa, Chordata, Aves, Cuculiformes, Cuculidae. The record is from RefSeq and is a predicted model, not a curated record. The transcript has 2 exons.